ACAAAUAACGGAAAGGCCGAAAUCCACUAUGAUAGCGUAGCGGGUAGCAUAGCGGCUGCUAUAGACAAAUAGCGGGUAUUUAAUAAAAAAAUUAAAAUAUAAAUCUAAUAAUUAAAAUAAAAGAUAAAUCUGGUAAUAAAAAGCAUAAAAUGACCUAAGAGUUUAUAAAAAUUAUCAAAAAUUAUAAAAAAUAAUAUUUUCAAGUCUCAACAAAUAAAAAUCAUAGUUUAUAAUAAUCAAAUAAGAUAAGAAAAUACUUAAAGAGUAUAAAAAUCAGAUAAGAUCAAUUUUGAAAAAAGUCAGAUAAUAGAACUUUAAAACAAAAAAUCAUUCACUUUCCAUCAUGUCUAUUUGGAAUUGACUGAACUGUUUUGAUGAACUGAGAGUUUGUAAAUUUUGAGUUUUCUGAUAAAUCCAUGCCCACAUGGAAUUUUUCUGGUUAUUUCUGAAAUUGGGAUUGAUUGUGAAAUCCGGGUUUUUCUGUAAAUUCUGCAUGGUUUUGUCUCGAAUAUAGUCAUGAUUACUGAUUACUGUGCCUGCUAGUGGGAGGUUUAUAAACGCUAGCACAUGUCGACAUGUAUUUCUAUAGAACCGGUUCACCCUACCAAUGGGGUUAAACAUUGGUAAUUACUGUCGCCUACCAGUGGGAGUUGUAAACACUGGCACCAUUACUGACGCUUGCCAGUGGGAGUUGUUAAACACUAGCACUUCUGUAACCUUGCCUAUAGGGUUAAACAUUGGCAACUACUGUGCCCACCAGUGGGAGGAGGUUUAUAAACGCUAGCCAUGACUUAUAGAUGAGACUACUGAACUGAGUUUUAUUCUGCAUGAACGGUUUGUCAUGAAGGCUUUGAUAUUGAACUGAAUCUGAUUCUGUUUUAAUGGUUUGUCAUUGAACGUUUUGCUAUUGAACGGAACUUGAUUCCGCAUUAACGAUUUAUCAUUGAGAGUUCUGUUAUGUUUACAUGGUUUGUCUGGCAAGCUUAAAAGUUUUACCCAAGGGCUAUCCAUAUUUACUUACUGAGUUAUCUCAUAGUUUUCCUUGUCCACCAUUUCAGGAAGCGAUACCGAGGAUGGGGAAACCGAGGAGAGUGACGAGUUAGAAGGCUAGCCAUUUCAAGAUUGGUAUAGAUUUAGAAAUAAAUCAUGCUCUUGCAAGCUAGAGUGUGUUUGGAGAUUUUAUGAUAUCAGAGCAGAUUGUAAAAUUUUAUCUUGAAAUUUUGUGGUAUCAGAUUGUGAUUUGAAUAAGUUCCGAGCCUUAUGCACUUAUGGGACCCAUCUCACGAGUGCACAGCGUCUGUCGCGUCCCCAAAUUUGGGU
Rubroshorea leprosula is the source of this 1320-nucleotide messenger RNA. The record is from the annotation of a GenBank genome assembly. Lineage: Eukaryota; Viridiplantae; Streptophyta; Magnoliopsida; Malvales; Dipterocarpaceae.